Molecule: messenger RNA, 3211 nt
Organism: Talpa occidentalis (Iberian mole)
Lineage: Eukaryota; Metazoa; Chordata; Mammalia; Eulipotyphla; Talpidae
Gene: TMEM177
Product: transmembrane protein 177
Exons: 2
Coding region: 172-1107 (311 amino acids)
Source: RefSeq, a predicted model, not a curated record
GGCGUUGCCUCGGAAGCUGGGGUGAAAGCUGAGCGGGGACCGCCCGCUGAGGGUCCUGCGACCCCUCCUGGCAGCCUCCGAGGCCCACCUGGCCCUGGAGGACGUUGCGACCUUGGCCGGGACCCUGUCUCGCCGAGCCUGGGGAGAAGGUUUACAGCAGUGGCAGCACCCAUGGCUGGUCCCCUGUGGCGGGCCACAGUCUUUGUGCAGAAGCACAGGACAGGCCUACUGGUGGCUUCCUGUGCAGGCCUGUUUGGGGCUCAAAUUUCAUACCACAUCUUCCCAGAUCCUGUGGUCCAAUGGCUGUACCAGUACUGGCCACAGGGCCAGCCUGCCCCACUCUCCCCAGAGCUGCAGACGCUCUUUCAAGAAGUGCUACAGGACAUGGGCGUCCCCUCAAGCCAUUGCUAUAAGGCCUUCACCACCUUCACCUUCCAGCCUGUGAGUGCCGGCUUCCCACGACUUUCUACUGGGGCAGUGAUGGGAAUCCCCGCCAGCUUCCUAGGUGGCCCAGUGGUCAACAGUGAUCAUCCUGUGAUUGUACAUGGGCAAAGAGUGGACUGGCAGAGCCCAGCAGGCACCAGACUGAGAGAUGCCCUGAUUCUGUCCCAUGAUGCCCAGAAAUUCGCCUUGGCCAGGGAAGUGGUAUACCUGGAGAGCAGUGCAGCUGUCUUGCAGGCUCUGCCGGCCCCAGCUUCCCUGGCAGGAACUUGGGCACUAACUGUGGGUGCCAAGCAUGCCCUGGGGCUCUAUGGAGGCCCAAUGAACUUACGGGCUGCCUUCAACUUAGUGGCUGCAGUGGCAGGCUUUGUAGCCUAUGCCUUCUGCACUGACUCCCUUACUCUUGCCUUGGAAGCCUGGCUAGACCGCCGCACGGCCUCCCUGUCUGCAGCCUAUGCCCGAGGUGGAGUGGAGUUCUUUGAGAAGGUUCUCUCUGGGAACCUUGCCCUGCGCGGUCUUUUGGGCAAGCAAGGCGAGAAGCUGUAUACACCCAGUGGCAACAUCAUUCCCAGACAUUGGUUCCGCAUCAAACAUUUGCCCUACACAACCCGCCGGGACUCUGUGCUGCAGAUGUGGAAGGCAACACUCCAACCUGGCCACUCUUAAGGGCUCAUCUCAAAGACAGUUCCAGCUGGUGCAGGACCAUCUUGCCAUGAGGGGACCCUCAGCGCCUUUGCGCCCACAGCCCAGUGUCAGGAAAAGCAGACUUUAAACAGUCUAGAUCCUUCCCCACCCCAGCACUUAGGAUCUCAGUGAUAUUGGGCCAGUCCCUUUAUGUAUCUGCGCCUUGGUCUCCCGAGUUGUAAAAUGGGGAGGAUGUGAACUACCUGAUAGAAUUGUCAGGUUGUGUGAGAUUGUGAACAGAUGGGCCCGGCAGCACGGGCCUGCUGUCAAUAAACAGGACACCCCUCCUUAAUCUUUGAACUCCAGCGGGCUGCGGGAGUCAGCCCCAUCUCCACAGUAGAGGUGUUGGUGAAGACCCACCCAUGGUCUGCCGGUGGUCGAAUCCCAGGUUCCCUCUGCGCGGGCAAAGAGGAGAAACUGAGAGGCCAAGAUGAAAAAUUAGUGUAGGCCUGUCAUGUAGGGGUGGGACUUCCAGGGUGGUGUGCCCAGUGCAGAUAGCAUGUUAAGAGCGGGCUGGGCAGCAGACAAGGGGCAGUGGGACCCAGGGCCUAAAGGGGAGGUUAUCCCGGAGCCUGGCAAGACUUGCGCUGAGGGGCACCUCCUGGCAGGAGCUGUCACGAAAGCAAAGGAAGAAACAGGCCACUGAAAAGCAAGGCCCUGCAGGGAGGAGCCCUCUGCUCAGACUGCGGGGCACAUGGCAUUGGAUAGGAGCGGAGGGGAGGGGAGCUGGCAACGGCAAGCUUGACUCCCAGGAGCAGUGAGAACUGUGUGGUGGAGACAGGGUAGAUUGUGCCUGGGGUCACCCUCAGCACCCAGAGGAAGGCUGUGCACAUGGCCUGCUUGUUUCCCCUAAGGCCUCUCACGGUGGACAGAACAUACCCCACUUUUGAUCCUUUGGCAGGACGCCUAAGCAGAGAAAUGAGGACAGCGGUGAUCAGUGAGCUGGGUUUGCUUGGCCAUUCAUGUUUUUCUUGGAGAGUACUUUUCCCCUGGAAGAGCUGAAAAAUUCAGGCCUGGUGCCAGAAUUCUCAGGGUACACGAUUAGGCCAUCCAUAUCUAGGGGAGGGGGCAGAACUGUACCAGGAAGGUCAUUUAGCAGUGGCAGAAAGGUGUGGCAGGGAGCUGCGAAUGGAGAAGAAGCAGGGCAGGGAAGGCACGCUGCUGGGUCCUUGGCCAUGGGUUGGGGCAUGGUGCUCUGGCUCCAUUCUGUGCCCCCCGCUGGGUCCUUUCACCAGGUCUACCCUGACUGAGUUCCUGAUGCUCAAGCACCGCAUCUCAAGUCCCUGGGACAGCAGCAGGCGUAGGCUCAAAGAUAGAUGAGCGAGUGAGUGGGUGAUCUCCACUUGGAAAUAACACUUCAGGGGAGCUCCUUGGAAUGUCACCCAGCUGCUGCCGCCACAUGGGGUUGAUUAUUGGCUGGAGAUUGGUCAUUUAGGGUCUGAAUGUUCUGAGCUUCCCCACCCCAACUUCUCUCAAUACUGCAGGAGUUCAAAUGGCUUCAAGGCUUUCCUGCCGAUCUGCCCAAAUGAUUUAAGUAAGGGAGCCCCAAUGAGCGGGGAGGCACACCCUAAAAUGGCUCCUGGCUUGGCUCUGUCUAUUCCAAAUCACAAGUUUUGUCUCCACUCAUACUGCUUCCAGUCCCCACACCUGCUUUUCAUGGCCCACAUCCAAACCUUGACUCACAGAGCCCCACCUUGAGAUUCUGCACAUCCCUAGACAAAGUUAUCACCUGAACCCUUCAGUGCACUCUCCACCCCCUCUCCAAGUUUGCAGCAGAGAAGUAGCAACUUUUGCUGAGAAACUCGGCUGGGCAGUUCUCUCUGCUCACCACUAACCCAGCUGCCAGUGUCAGUGAUGCUCCUACCCAUCCUCAACCUCCCAGGCUUUACUUUUUUGGGCCACCAGGCAGUUCUCCCACCUCUCCUAGCUCUUGGAAAUGCAGGUCUCUCAGCUUCUGCCAUUUAAGCCCUUUGUGAGUAGCACCCGACUUUUGAUGACAUGCACCUCUGAACCUGGGCCUGCGGGCCUCUCUAAUCAUGUGUCAUCCUCUCUCCCAGGCUCUGUGCGUAUUAGUCUCACCAGCACU